AUGGCACUGGGGACGACACAGGAGCAGCUCUUGCCAGACAUGGCGCGCCGCACCGUCGUCACCACCAUCAACUACUACGACGACCCCGGCGAUGGGUCUCCUCCAACCCCAAUCAUCGUAGGGGGUCAAAAAGUCACAAAUGAGAGGAAAAUGACGCCUCGGACCAUGACUGUGACCGACAUCACGGGCGACGAGGACAAUUUCACCCUCGACACGCACGGCUUCCAGUACAUCCGUCACACAAGCGCCGAAAAGGACUUUGUCGACGACGAGCAGGUCAAGACCGUUUACUACCCCGAGAUGGAAAAAGUGUACAAGGACAUCACGGGGGCCAGCCGGGUCGUCAUCUUCAACCACCAGAUCCGUCGGGGCCCGGCCAACUGGCACACACUGGGCGAGCGUAACACGGAGCACCGCGGCCCGCUGCACAAGGCCCACGUCGACCAGUCGUACGACGGCGCCAUCAUGAUGGCGAGGCACCACCUCGGCGACGAGGCCGAUGAACUCCUCAAGCGCCGCUUCCAGAUUAUCAACAUCUGGCGGCCCAUCAAGACGGUCCAAAAAGACCCGCUCGCCGUUGCCGACGGGAACACGGUCGCCGAGGAGGACCUCGUCCCCGGCGCCAUCAUCUACCCCAGGCACCGCGCCGAGACGUGGACCAUCAAGCCGAACCCGGCGCACCGCUGGUACUUUAAGAACAGGCAGCGGCCGGACGAGCCGUUGCUCAUCAAGUGUUUCGACUCGGACGCGUCCGUGGUCAGACGGGCGGCCCACUGCGCGUUCCGCGACCCUGACAUGGACGACAUGGAGUGUCGGCAGAGCAUCGACAUUCGGGCUCUGGUGUUUCACUGA
This is a messenger RNA of Colletotrichum higginsianum IMI 349063, 852 nucleotides long. Its product is annotated as Catalyzes late reaction in the cephamycin biosynthetic pathway. NCBI's taxonomy places the organism in Eukaryota, Fungi, Ascomycota, Sordariomycetes, Glomerellales, Glomerellaceae. Bases 1 to 852 code for a protein of 283 amino acids. The transcript has 3 exons. The record is from RefSeq and is a predicted model, not a curated record. Gene Ontology annotation, molecular function: oxidoreductase activity.